CACGCUGCAACGUGCGGAGUGCGCGAGUUUGCAACGGCAGCUCGAGCCGGUCUGCCGCCAGUCCGGCACCGGCAGCAGGCCUCGUCACACCACAGCCGACACAAUGCGCCUCCUCGUGUGCUUCCUGCUGUGUGCAGUGGCGUCGGUGCUCCUGCUGACACAAGGAGCCCGGGCGGAACCAGAUCCUCAGGAUUCGGACAGCGCCAUCUCCAGCGAUCGAGACGGAAAGCUGUUUUUCAAGUUCGUCGUUCGCAGCACGACUACGUCCUUCUCCGUCGUCAGAUCCACCACGACUGUUCCAUACACGUGCAUCAGCGCGGCGAGUACCACCGCUGUGUGCGCUGGACGAAGGAAGAGAAGGAGGAGGAGGACACUGAACAAGCCAGAGGAGGAGUCUCUGUCAGCGGCAGGAGAAGUACCAGCAAUCCAGUCUUCCAUCGGAGACCAUCGGGAGAACACUGACACGAGUUUGAAAAAGGAGGACCGCCUCAUCAUCACCUCGUGGUCGACGCGCCUCACCACCUUCACCUCAGUCAGCACGGUGACGACGUUCGGCUCGACGGUCUCCAUCUCAGUCCUGUGCACCCUGGGAGGCAUCAGCCAGUUCCCCAACUGCUAACCGGCUGCCAACGCAACAAAUGGACAUGUCCCCCGAUGCAACAGGUCAACAGCGUAUUACCGCAAAACUGUUGCACAAUACUGUUCUGUUUUGAAUCGGCGAAUGUUUUUUGUUGCCACGAGUAUCGUCGGAGUAUCGCUAUGGAGUGUUUGUUAUGAGACAUAACUUGUUAAAUACAAUGCUGUGCUGCACAAAUACAUAUUGAUAACGCAGGCUU
Amphibalanus amphitrite is the source of this 836-nucleotide messenger RNA. RefSeq lists its product as uncharacterized. The coding region runs from base 104 to 619 and encodes 171 amino acids. The transcript has 6 exons. The record is from RefSeq and is a predicted model, not a curated record. NCBI's taxonomy places the organism in Eukaryota, Metazoa, Arthropoda, Thecostraca, Balanomorpha, Balanidae.